GCCUCAUAAAAAUAUUAUUUUUUUUCAUAAUUAUUUACAUACUGCUGGCCUUUAUUAUGAAUGAAUUGGUUUUUUUUUGAUAAAAAAAAAGUGAAUAAUAAUGAUUGAUAUUGAUAUCGAAUUUGGAAAAUGAACACAUUCAACACUUCAAAUUCAACUUUGUCAAAUUUUUCUGAAACAACACUUCACUUGGAAAGCAAACGCUGUUGAAUAUAAACAUGAUUCCAAUAUGAGCCGACGUAAAAAGAAAGUUAUUCAUGAAAACGAACAGAAUGUACUUUCCGAUCUCAUGUAUGGUGUUCCUCGUUUUUCAGUUCUCAGUAGGAGUAUCUUCAACUUCCGAAGAUUAUUUGGAAUCACCCCUGUGCUGCAAUUUUACAACUGAAAAUGUUAAAUUCGAAUACUCUUCGCAAUUGAUUGAAAACGAAUACAUUGUUAUGUUUAACAGUUAUUACAAACACAAUACUAGAGCUAAUUAUAUCAACUCGGCAUUGAACCUUUCUGGUAUAGAAAAAUGGCAAAUUAUUGAAAGAGAAAAUCCUGCAAGUGAUUAUCCUAGUGACUUUGAUGUAGUUAUAAUUCAUGAAGAUGAUCAAAAAGAUGGAUUGAAAGCUUUAAAUUCACACCCUUCAAUAAAGCGGGUAACACCCCAAAGAAUGGUAACAAGAACAUUAAAAUUUGUGAAUGAAGAUCAUAUUUGGAAAGGAAGACGCAGUCUCAAUUUGAAAAGUCAAUUUUGGCAGUCAUCAGGACGUCAUACUGGUAGACGUUUAUUAAGAGCUGUACCCAGACAAAUUACUUCUGUAUUAAUGGCAGAUACAUUAUGGAACAUGGGUAUAACUGGAAAAGGUAUAAAAGUUGCUAUAUUCGAUACGGGAUUAUCCAAGUCCCACCCACAUUUCCGGAAAAUUAAGGAACGAACUAACUGGACAAAUGAAAAGACUUUUGAUGAUGGAAUAGGUCAUGGUACUUUUGUAGCUGGUGUUAUUGCUUCAAGUAAAGAAUGUCUUGGAUUUGCUCCUGAUUCUGAACUGCAUAUAUUUCGUGUUUUCACCAAUAAUCAAGUAUCCUACACUUCUUGGUUUCUGGAUGCCUUCAAUUAUGCCAUUUUGAAGAAGAUAAAUGUUCUUAAUUUGAGUAUUGGCGGUCCCGAUUUCAAAGACCACCCAUUUGUGGAUAAAGUAUGGGAACUCACUGCUAACCACAUAAUAAUGGUCUCAGCUAUAGGAAAUGAUGGACCACUUUAUGGCACUCUGAAUAAUCCAGCUGAUCAAAUGGAUGUUAUAGGAGUAGGUGGAAUCAACUUUGAAGAUCAAAUUGCAAAAUUUUCCUCUCGAGGCAUGACCACAUGGGAACUUCCAAACGGCUAUGGAAGAGUCAAGCCAGAUAUUGUUACUUAUGGAUCCGGUGUGAGAGGAUCUAAUAUCAAAGGAGGAUGUAGGGUAUUGUCUGGUACUAGUGUAGCAUCACCAGUUGUUGCUGGAGCUGUAACACUAUUAGCUAGUGGGGUUCUCCACAAGGGUAAUGAUAUCAACCCAGCAAGUAUGAAACAGGCUCUUAUGGCUUCUGCUCGAAGGUUACCUGGUGUAAACAUGUUUGAACAAGGGCAAGGUAAAUUGAACCUUGUCAAAGCAUAUCAAAUUUUAAAUAAUUAUAAGCCUCAAGCAAGCCUGAGUCCAAGUUAUAUAGACUUGAGCGAAUGUCCCUAUAUGUGGCCGUACUGCACACAGCCUCUUUAUUAUGGAGCUAUGCCCAUUAUUGUCAAUAUUACAAUAUUGAAUGGAUUGGGGGUAUCAGGUUAUAUUAUAGAUAAACCACAGUGGUUCUCAUAUACUCCCCAGCAAGGAAAUCUUUUGGAAGUUUCAAUUUCUUAUUCAGAGAUAUUGUGGCCUUGGUCAGGUUGGUUGGCAGUAAGCUUAGGUGUAGCUCCUAGUGGAUCCACCUAUGAUGGAAUAGCUCAUGGUCAUAUUUCUUUAACAGUGGAAUCUCCAGCGGCAGCAGGUGAAUUAGAACCUAGAAGAAGUACUGUUACCUUGCCUAUCAAAGCUAAAAUUAUUCCUACUCCCCCAAGACACAAGAGGAUACUCUGGGAUCAGUAUCAUAACCUACGUUAUCCCCCUGGUUAUUUUCCUAGGGACAACUUGAAAGUGAAGAAUGACCCCUUGGAUUGGAAUGGAGACCAUAUACAUACCAAUUUCAAAGAUAUGUAUCAGAAUUUGAGGAAUUCUGGUUAUUACAUUGAAGUACUUGGAGCUCCUUUCACUUGUUUUGCCGCUUCUCAGUAUGGAACACUUUUGAUUGUUGAUCCAGAAGAAGAAUUUUACCCAGAGGAGAUAUCGAAACUGAAGAGAGACGUUGAUAGUGGCUUGUCUGUGAUAGUUUUUGCUGAUUGGUACAAUACAACCAUCAUGAAGAAAGUAAAGUUUUAUGAUGAAAACACUAGACAGUGGUGGAUGCCCGAUACGGGUGGUGCUAAUGUGCCAGCUUUGAACGAUUUAUUGGCAGCUUGGGGAAUCGCUCUAGGAGACAGAGUAUUUGAAGGCGACUUCAAAUUAAAUAACCAUGAAAUGUAUUUUGCAUCAGGAACAAGCAUAUCUAAAUUUCCAAGAAGUGGCUUGGUCAUAUCGAGAAAACUCAACGAUCAAGGUAUGCACAUGCUUGGUGAUAUUACCAAUGAAAAAUUUGAGGUACCUGUGCUUGGCUUACUCCAAACAAGAACUACUAACUCGAGUGGCCGUAUCGUUAUAUAUGGAGAUUCUAAUUGUAUCGAUACAAGUCAUAUUGAGAAAAGUUGUUAUUGGAUGUUAGAUGCUAUACUUGAAUAUACUUCAACGGGACAUCUACCCUCUGUAUUUUCCAACAACCAUGAAGACAAUUGGGAUUCUAAGGUCGAUACUGAUUUACCCCUGAGAAUGCUUGGAAAUCGUCUCAAUAGAUUCUCAAAAGUUCUCGAAGGAAAUCUUGGAGAAUCCCAAACGAAACCUUUACCCCAAUGCCCUCAUUUGGUGUGGAGUCAACCGAUUCCCCUUAAUGUAACGGCACCCCCAAAUUUAUAUCAAAGUCAAAAACUUUUGAGCUUAAUGGAAGAAGAACUGGGACCAUUAGGCAUUGAAAAUACUGUCAGAGAUGUAUCAGUUGAGGAUGCAAAUAGUCAGUCAAAUGUAUGGAGGUGGCGUAACAAACCAAUGGAGGAUAUCUCAAUGAGUGGCGAUAAAUUUGGAUUUACCAUUAGCAUGCUGCUUCUGGUGAUAUUGAUUUUUUUGUAUUAUAUUUUCAAACAUAGAACUAAACCAAAGAAGAGAAAAUUGUGCAAGAAACUGAUUAACUUAAUCUCAUUCAGGAGGGUGUCUUCUGUUUGAAUAUAUUUAGUUUUUUUAUUUAAUAUUUAUGUGAAAUGUAAUUAUUCCUGGGGUUGUAUUUAUUUAAUUUUAUACUAGACGAUAUUAUUUCGGAUUCUUCAUGAGAAUUUUUUUAGUUAAUAUACUAACUUCAAUGAAACAGCAUAUGCUAGUUUUAACCAUUUUUUAAUGAUUCUAUUUGAACACAAUUAUGAAUUGGAGUUAAAAUGCAAUUAGAAAAAUUUAGUUGAUAGACCACUUGUGAUAUAUUAUUGUAUAUAAAUGUAUACACAAUAAUAAUAAAUUAUGUAUGUUU
Messenger RNA from Coccinella septempunctata (seven-spotted ladybird), 3654 nucleotides. It is a transcript of the gene S1P, whose product is annotated as membrane-bound transcription factor site-1 protease. Bases 258 to 3359 code for a protein of 1033 amino acids. The record is from RefSeq and is a predicted model, not a curated record. Gene Ontology annotation, biological process: proteolysis. Gene Ontology annotation, cellular component: Golgi apparatus. NCBI's taxonomy places the organism in Eukaryota, Metazoa, Arthropoda, Insecta, Coleoptera, Coccinellidae. Gene Ontology annotation, molecular function: serine-type endopeptidase activity. The transcript has a single exon.